Molecule: messenger RNA, 3038 nt
Organism: Ceratosolen solmsi marchali
Lineage: Eukaryota; Metazoa; Arthropoda; Insecta; Hymenoptera; Agaonidae
Gene: Cph
Product: BCL11 transcription factor chronophage
Exons: 4
Coding region: 189-2762 (857 amino acids)
Biological process (GO): regulation of transcription by RNA polymerase II
Cellular component (GO): nucleus
Molecular function (GO): RNA polymerase II cis-regulatory region sequence-specific DNA binding; DNA-binding transcription factor activity
Source: RefSeq, a predicted model, not a curated record
GAGAGAGAGAGAGAGAGAGCCGAGGAUAGUGACUAUUUAGCCAGAGACGUUACGAGCCGGCCGUCGCUAGUGUGGACGAGUCUCGAGGCAGGAUCGCCCCGGCGACCCUCACUCCCGCCGAGAGUUCCGAACGCAACCCCAGCUGGAGGAGACUGCGAGCUGGGCCAGGCACAGCGAGACCUGCCACCAUGAGGAUCAAAAUGCCAGCUGUUAGAAUUGCCCAAGCGGAAACAUCGCAGAACGCGACGCCGCCCGACAUCGUCGUUUGCGGCGGCUGCAGGGCCUCCUAUCCCCUCGGGGACAUCGUGCGGUUCAUCGAGCACAAGGUGAACCACUGCCGGAGCAGCCUGCAAGGCUGCCAGAGCCCAUCGCCAACGGCCGCUCCCGAGGACUCCGACCCGGAGGACGCGCUAGCGCUCAAGGCCGCGGCCGAGAGCGAGAAGCUUAACUCGGUGCCGAGCAUAUCGGCCCCCAUUACCAAGAGGACGGGCCGCGUCGAGAGCCCGCCCACGCCCCAGGGUACCUCAGCCGCCGAUGCAGUGAGCCCGAUCGAGCUCAGGGCGAGCGCGAGCUCGACGCCCAAAAGGCGGACGACCGAGGGCCCCGAGGAUCCUCUCGACAAAGAGGAAGCACCCAAGAAGGCCAAGACCGAGUCCGUCGACGCCGACACCAAUACCGUUAGCACAGAACCAAAGUGGCUCCAGUGCUCCCAGUGCUCGCGGCGCCUGCCCUCCGCCUGGGAGAUGCUUCAGCACGCCCAAAGCGUACACGGGGCGCGACUGUACUCGGCCAACGCCACCUCGGCCAGCUCGUCGUCCAACACGCCGGCGCCAAGCCCGCCGACGCCGACGCCGACGCCUACGCAUCAGCACCAGCACCACCUGAGCCCGCUCAACCAGCUGAACCUCAGCGGCAAGUCGAGCGGCUCCUCGGUGGCCAACUCCUCGGGCGGCACAUCGAGCGGCAGCGGCGGCAGCACUGGCCGCCAGCAGCUCCAGUCGUCCGGGCCCCUCGUCGGCGACCCCCUCCACAGUUUCCUUCGGCUGCCCCAGCACCUCGAGCGUGGCUUCGCACCCAUGUUCAGGCCGGAGUUUCUCGCCCUUAAUCCCCUCGCGGGCUACCGCGGCCUCCAGGACCUGCAAACGGCCACGCGCAACCUCCAGAAUCUGGGCGAUCCGUUGCGCGCGAUCGACGGUCUCAGCCUCGGCGACCCCCUCGUGCGCAGUUCCCUCGACAGCCUCAACAACGCGAGAAACCUCGCGAACCUCGCCGAACUAUCGCACGGCCGCGGCCUCUCGGCCCAGGGCCACCCACCACAACUCGACGCCAACCUGGAUUUUUACUCGGCGCGCCUAAGGAGCCUCGCUAACCCGUCCUUAGGCGCGGCUCCUCCCACGACAAACCCCCACGGCGCAGCACCCGUCGGCGGCCAGCCGACCCACGGCGUCGAUACGCCGACCCCCGCGGCACCCGCGGGGGCCGGCCCUAAUGGCAACACGGCCAUCGUUAACCAGACCCAGAAGGAAAGCUCACCACCGUGCUUCGGCCAGAGCCCCCCGGGUCACCACAACAACAACAACUCCACGGACAGCGAGAAGACGGCACCGGCGAUCGCGGGACCCGAGGGCGCCGAGACCGUCUACAGCUGCGAACUAUGCGACAAGAAGUUCCGCUUCCAGUCUAAUCUGGUCGUGCACCGGAAGAACCACCGGGAGCGGGAUUCCGCUCCCGAGGUGGCGCGCUGCGAGCUCUGCGAGCUCGAUCUCGGCAGCCUCGCCGAGCUGCGCAGGCAUCUGCGCAAGGAGCAUCAGCAGCAGGCCCACCAUCUGCUCACGGGCGCCCAGAGUCCCCAGGGCAGCGUCGAGACGGUCCCCGACGACGACAGCAGCUGCGACGAUACGAUGGACCUCGACGAGGCCGAGGAGACCGACGAGGCCAAGAGGGAUCGCGACGAGGCCGAGGAGAACACGCCGGAGGACCUGUCGACGAGCCAGCCGCAGCUGGGCGACGACGAGCCCGGGAUGGGUGUCGGCGCCAAGCCCUCCCUCGUCGGCGACCUCAUGGAGAAGUUCGGCCUCGGCAAUAUCGCCCAGUACUCCGAGGCCUAUCGGCAAGCUCUCCAAGAGAACCACCGGAGCGGCUUCAUCAAGGCCGAGUCGACGGCGAGCCUCGCCAACUCUCUCAACAACAACAAGGAGAAGAAUAGCGGACUGUCGCCCGGCGGCUUCGGCACGACCAACGCGGCCAACAUGUUCUCGGGGCAGGGGUUCCCGAGAGCCGGCGGCCCGGACUUUGGCGGCCUCUGGCUACCGAGCCCCCACUACCUCGAGGGUAGCGAGUUCAGGAAGGCCAGCAAAGCCGCGAGCUCCGGCCUCGCCCUCCAAGGCCUACCGAGCCCCCUCCUUAAGAAGGAGCGCAGCGGACGUAACGACACCUGCGAGUACUGCGGCAAGGUCUUCAAGAACUGCUCGAACCUCACGGUCCACAGGCGCUCCCACACCGGCGAGAAACCCUACAAGUGCGAGCUCUGCUCCUACGCAUGCGCCCAGAGCUCCAAGCUAACGAGGCACAUGAAGACUCACGGGAGGCACGGCAAGGACACGUACAAGUGCCGCUUCUGCGAGAUGCCGUUCUCGGUGCCGAGCACCCUCGAGAAGCACAUGCGCAAGUGCGUCGUCGUCGUCCAGCAGGGCCCGAAGCUUGGACUACCCUACCCCGGCAGCCAGGACGAGGACUCAUCCGUCAGCGGGAAGGACACUUGAUCGUGGACCUCGGGGAGCCUGGCGGGCGUCCCGGCGCUCUGGCCCCACCGGCCGCCCUCUUACCCGGUCUAUUGACGUAGCCGGGUGCCGAGGCUCGACCUGGGCCCGAGGCCGGGGCCCCGUCCCGGCUAUACCUACAAUCCGAUUGCCAGUGCCAGAGUCAAGGGCCACUAUCGCCCUUAGAUAGACCCGUCCGGACGAACCCUCGCCCUCGGGACUCCUACCGCCGACUUAUAACGUCAACUUAUCCACCUCGCUAUCAACAUCCGCGCGUCU